GUAAAGGUUAGGUCAAACCGUAGGCACCUCCCUCGUCUCGCCAUAAGAUAUUUUUCAUCUUUCCCUUACUUUCUUACUACGCCCUGCUACCUCAACCACAUGACAGCGUUGCGCCUCUAAUGCUAACUAUGGCGACUUCUACAGACCCAGGAACGCUUGCUAAUGAGGCAGUAGACGUUUACCCAGAGGCGCCUAGAUCAUCUACAGCACCGCUAUCCACUGCUAAUGGUGGUUCUAUGUCUUUUGCAACCGGCACCGACUUGACAGCCAACACCAGUUCGGAGGAUGUGCCUAAUUUGCCACCCAACCUAUUGGAGGAAAACAGGGCUGUCACCACCGAAUGCGAACCUAAAGACCAACAUGUGUAUCGGCGGGGUGAGCCUUCAGAGAUUCUCGAAGGAGAAUCGUUAGCCGACACGCCCCUAGAUAACCCUCCACCACACGACAACGACUUGUCUGAUGGCCAGGAACCCGCCACGGACAAUGAUUCAAUACUGAUGGAAGCUGAGAAGUCCUUCUUAGAACUGUAUAACGAUCUCAACAGGAAAAUGUACACGUCGGAGGACAUGACCCCGAGGAACGUACGAAAUAUACGAGUGGCCCACGACUCUAUCCUUAGGCGAGAGCAUGCGAUGCCUCUUAGAUGGAGAACCGGACGAGCCAAGCUUCUGUCCUUUGCGUUCCAGGCAUAUCUCCGUUUGAUUGAUGAUAGAUUGGAAGCGCUAGAGACAGCAUCGCCGGGAGGGGGUGCGGGUGAUUAUUAUGACGCUUUACAAGUGCCGUUAUCAGGACCGACCAACCCGGCGGUUGAUGCUGGGGAUCAGCAGGAGGAAUGGGUCGACGUCGAUGUUCCAACGCCAACGUUAAAUCGUGUUACAUGGCUUGACUAUAAGCGCAAUCACGAUUCCGAGCGAAACAUCAAGGAGGAGCACGCGAUCGACGUCCUAAAAGGUGAUCCUAUCAUUCCGUACAACGUUUGGAGAAACCGGUCGUUACGAGAGGCGCCCAUACAUAUUCGACAGAUUGGCCGCUCCUGGAACCUUCGCGAUCUCCAAGAGCCAGCCCCUGAGAAGACUCAGGGGGAUAAUAUUCCUGCAGAGACAAAACCUAUCCAGCAUCCAGCGCCGUCCUAUUCCUCAAUGCCAGAUAGGAUCCGCUUGAACGGAAACGCACUUAUACAACUACUAGACAGGGCUUUGGAAUUGGGUAUCGAGACAACUGACAAACCUAUCGUAUUCUUGAAGCCCUUCAAGGUCCUACUGCACUAUGAAGUUGCCAUCAGGAAACUCCACCGGCUGCUGAGGAAAAAGUUUGUGGACUCGGCGGAAGUAGUAACAGACACAGAAACAAGCAGCAAAUCUGCCGAAAGCACUACUGCCGCCCGUGAUCAAGAGGGUCAGGGAGAUGGCGGCCGCGAAGACUCCUUCACGAGUGAGAGCGGUCAAAAUCUCCUUGAGACCUGCGGCACGGAACAAGCCUACAAGGAGCUGUGUUGUCUGAUCGAGUUCAUGGACCACGAUCUAAAAAUCGUGACAGAAUUUGAGAAAGGACUAGCGCGUCGCAUCUACUUCUCCGACCUGUGGCAUAUAUUUCACCCAGGUGAGGAGGUUAUUACCUCAACAAGCCCUGUCAACGCCUACCGAGUCUUGCAUGUCACUGGCGGCCGCCCCUAUCUCUCGCCUCCAGAAGAGAGGGACGAGGAGAGCAACGACUUUACGAAACCGUACCGUAUCCCAGAGAAGUGGGGCGAUUUUGUCGUGACCUGCUAUCAGAUAGACUUCGACGGAAACAAAUUUGGGCCUGUUACUAGAGAAUUCCGAAUCCAAAAGUAUGUCGACCAGCGAGACAUCACGAGCCUGCAGAUAUAUCCAUUGAAAUUUGCGAAUGAUUCGGUGCGGGUCAGGGAGAAGCUUCAAUCGAAUGGUCAUACGUUCCUCCGCUUGUGUAGGGGUAGACAUGUUCAAUACCGAGGGCCCAACUUGCAUGAGGUCGAGAAUCUCGACAGUCAGAUUAUCGUAGACUUCAAUGCCGCCCUGUCCGAUCAGCAGGACAAAGAUCACGGUUGGCAGUACACCGUCGAUUUCGGGAUCCAUCCCCCAUCUAGCGCCGACUCGGCUGAGGUGGUCAUGGUGUCGCGCGGCGGGUGCCGGGAGCAGGGGUGUUGCGAGAACGACCACGUGUAUAAUGAUAUCAAUCUUGAUUACCGACGGAUGGAAGGCUUCAUUCAAGACAAGAAGGUCCUCACCACUGAUGUGAGAUACCUCAGCGACGACCCUGAUCAGAUCGACGAGAAAGACAUGAUCCUUUUUCCACACCAGCUGUUCGCGUUUGUUCUCAAAGAUCGGAAAUGGGCUGUCGUUGAUAUUAACAACGUCAAGAUGAUAGAUGACAAGGCCCAGCAGGGGUAUAAAGGUUGGGAGUCGCUUAUAUUGCCGAAAGGUCAUAAAUCGAUGGUCUAUUCCCUCGUCCAGGCACACUUUCGCGCGAGGCGCCAAGGGGGACUCGAAGAAGAGGCACCGGUAGAUCUGAUUCGCGGAAAAGGAAGGGGGCUGAUUAUUCUCCUCCACGGCGCCCCUGGAGUAGGGAAAACAUCGACGGCGGAAUGCGUAGCGGAGCUGUGUGACCGACCCCUUUAUCCGAUUACCUGUGGUGAUCUUGGCAUUACUGCCCAAGAAGUCGAGAACCAUCUCAAGCGCAUCUUUGUCCAAGCCCAAAAAUGGAAAUGCGUUCUUCUACUGGAUGAGGCCGAUGUUUUCCUAAGCCAACGAGAGAACAAUGUCAAACACAACAGCCUAGUGUCCGUCUUUCUUCGCGUCCUUGAGUAUUACCAGGGUAUCCUCUUCCUCACCACCAAUCGGGUCGGGAAAAUGGACGAGGCUUUCCGGUCUCGUGUGCACAUCUCGCUCUACUACCCCCCUCUCUCUAAGGAGUCAACUCUGGACAUUUUUCGUGAGAACAUCAAACUCAUCGAGAGGCGUAAAGUCAACCAGAUCCGGGUCAAGAAGGAAGAGAUUGAAGCAUUUGCCGAAGACCACUACGAUCACAAUCCGCCGCGCACGCGAUGGAACGGCAGGCAGAUCCGCAACGCGUUCCAUAUCGCAGUCGCUUUAGCGGAGAACGAGGCGAUCGAGAACAUGGAUUCAAAGAAAAACAGCAAUAAAAAGGUGCGCGAGCCAGUGCUGAGGCCACGGCACUUCGGGCUUGUGGAGGAAGCUAGCACAAACUUCGACGACUAUUUGACGUCGGUAUUAGGGAUGGCCCAGAGCGAGCUCGCCAAACAGAAAAGUGUGCGUUUGGAUGGCUGGCGCGCGAACGAGGGCAGGAACCUUGACACACGUGGUUACGAUAGCAGGAGGUCGGCAAAUACCUACCGGAGGGGGCAGGCUAGAAGAGCAGUAGCGAGAGAUUCUAGUUCCUACGAUACUGACCAGAGCCAUACUGACGGUGAGGGGAGCAACAAGCGUAUCGAUUCGAGUGAUCCAUCAGACUUGGAGAGUGAACGGAGAAGGAGAAGAGACGACGACGACCAAGAUGACGAAGAAGAUUCGGGUGACCUACUUACGAUAAAGGAGAAGCGAAAGGGGAAACAAAAAACGAGCGAAGGCCGUCGAGACAGACAGGAGAAAUAUAAGGAUGAGGAGCAUGGGUAUGCCAAAAGGUCAUCGAAGAAACACACUCCGAGAGACAGCAGUAGGACGCGUCGUUGAUGUCUCCCGAGACCCACAGAACAGCUCGUUGGUUGUCUCGGGCCUCCAUUCGGUUUCUUUCGAUGGCUAGUCAUUACGCUGGGAAAGGUACACAAAUCUACCUGCCUAAGCUAGCUAGCUAUAUUAGAGGCGCAUAUCUAAGCUAACAGUUCGCUCAUUGAUUUCCCCUGCUAAUAGCUCGGCAGCUGAUUGACAAUAUAACUGGACUCUCCAUUCUUCGCUUCUGUUGUUCUUACCCCUUGCGCUGCUUUCGCAACUUUUCGCGAUCAAGACACCGACAAUGCCCCAAAAGUAUAUUAAAAACUAUCACGUAGUAAUUGAACCAGACCUAAUAUGCC
Molecule: messenger RNA, 4045 nt
Organism: Durotheca rogersii
Lineage: Eukaryota; Fungi; Ascomycota; Sordariomycetes; Xylariales; Xylariaceae
Exons: 7
Coding region: 120-3707 (1195 amino acids)
Molecular function (GO): ATP binding; ATP hydrolysis activity
Source: RefSeq, a predicted model, not a curated record